Messenger RNA from Papilio machaon (common yellow swallowtail), 528 nucleotides. RefSeq lists its product as uncharacterized. NCBI's taxonomy places the organism in Eukaryota, Metazoa, Arthropoda, Insecta, Lepidoptera, Papilionidae. The record is from RefSeq and is a predicted model, not a curated record. Bases 1 to 459 code for a protein of 152 amino acids. The transcript has 4 exons.
AUGCGGAUAUCCAGUGGUGUCGAUGAUCACCUCGGUGUCCCCGCCGCUCGUUCUCCCUUCCCUUUUACAACAAAUAGAAACGUAUUGGUGCGUUUGAGCUUCCUCCUUUUUUAUUUUAUUUUUUUAUUCCAGAAAUUAAAUAUCAGACGCUUUCAUCAUCGACGCUCUUCUAAAUCUAAAUCGAAAUAUCGUCUCCGAGACAAAUAUUACGACAAGAGCUCAUCAGACAGUUCCGCAGUCGAUGAAUCAGAGAGUCACGAAAGAAACCCUGGCAAUCCUUAUACUGUACACAAGAAUCAUUACAAACAAAACUGGAUGUGGAAUCAUGUUAUGACAGGAGAUCAUAUGAACGUUAAUCCAUACGCGCCACUGAUCAAUAAUUACGGACCAUCUGGAGCCGCACUUAUAUUUGGUAGGAAAUGGUGGUACUUUAAUCAGGAUGACUACAAACCUUUAUAAAAAGAAGCGUCGAGAAUUAAAAAGAUAAAAGCCGAAAAUUCUUUUAUUUUGAAAUGAACGAAAAAUAUU